Messenger RNA from Megalopta genalis, 7230 nucleotides. RefSeq names its product Autophagy-related 2 (gene Atg2). The record is from RefSeq and is a predicted model, not a curated record. Gene Ontology annotation, molecular function: phosphatidylinositol-3-phosphate binding; protein-membrane adaptor activity. Gene Ontology annotation, cellular component: phagophore assembly site; phagophore. Lineage: Eukaryota; Metazoa; Arthropoda; Insecta; Hymenoptera; Halictidae. Gene Ontology annotation, biological process: reticulophagy; autophagosome assembly; autophagy of mitochondrion.
UUCUCAACGAUAAACAGAAAAAAAUAGAUUCAUAAGCGAGCGUAACGGAACUGCUGUAUCACUCGUGAUAGAAACGAUGUAUGCGUUAUUGAAAUGAUGUUGAAAUGGCAUUAAUACAAAUGUGACGGAGCAAUACAUAUUAGAAAAUCCGAGUAUCGGUGCGCGUCUCUCUCGAAAGUCAGAUGAUUUUAGUCAAUGAGUGUAUCGUUUCACAGUGUUGUCCGAUAGUCAGGCGCGACUGUACCCGCGCGUCAGCAUGUGUGUGUGUAAAUGUUUGUAGUGUGUCCGAAGGAAAACAUUACGCAGCUAGAACCCCCGUGUUACAUCCGAAUUGUCGUAUUAUGUUAAGGAUCAUUGUACCAAGUUGGACACGUGCUAGAAAGAUGUAAUUCACAUAGAUAAAUUGUUUUUUUUAUGCACCGUGCCCGAAUAACAGGCCUAACAUAAGACGUAUGACGGGAGACAGACCUUCGAAAAUCCUGUCUUUCUUAGAUUUGGACUGUCAAACGUAAAGACACAAUGUCCUGGUUGGGAUGUUUACCCUGGUCACAGGGGAUCAAAAAACGGGCCUGCAGAUAUCUCCUACAACGAUAUCUUGGUCAAUUUUUCGAGGAGAAGUUGACAUUGGAUCAGCUUACUGUAGAUCUUUAUAAUGGAACUGGUCGUGUAACCAAUGUCAGCCUUGAUGUGCAGGCGCUCAACGAAAUGGGAGAACAACAAAAUCUCCCAUUGGAAUUCGUUGAUGGUUUUAUAGCGGAGAUGUCCAUUAGUAUACCUUGGUCUGCUUUGUUGAGCGAAGCCACGUACGUGGAAGUAACCCGUCUCAGAUUGACCGUUCAACCUAGACAGAGAACACAAAGCGGGACGUCAAUGUUCGAGUCUAUGUGGAGUUCCAUGACAUCUAGUAUGCAGCUUGCACAAGAAUGUUUACAAGAAGAUGCUAGUAAUGCUGGGAAUAAUCAGCCGUUGGAAGGAAUAGAACUGUUUGCACAAACAAUAGACUCAAUUUUAUGCAGGGUAAAAGUGAGAUUCAUAGAUACCAUAAUACGUUUGGAACAUGUGCCGCUAGACUCUUCCACUGGAGUUGCAAUAGAGAUGUGUAUAAAAAACCUGGAAUAUUCAGACGAAGCAGGCUUGGACCCGAGUAGUACAUCAUUAGAUCCGAACCAGGCAACAAAGAGUUACAUUGUGUCAGCAUUCACUACAAAACGCUUCUAUCUAGAGGGUGUGACGUUUUAUACAGAUGAAUUUCCAUCUCGAGCAAGAACUUUCUCUAGGAGUUUAAUAACAACGAGUAGGGGUUCCACGCCAGAUUCUAAAAAUUCAGACGGUCAAUUUUCUUCAGCACAAAUAUCUUCUGUUCAAAAUAUCCAAACUCCUCCAGAGGGAAAUAUUCUUAAUAAUUUAAAUGGAUUGAAUCCUAUAAUGUUUGCUAAGUUGGCAGGCAGACAAGAAAUAAGAUUGAUGUUGAAACAAGGAGAAGGUGUUUCAGGGCCAAAGGUAGAAUUAGAAGUAACUUUGGGCUCUUUUACUUCGUUCUUGAGCCCUCGGCAAGUGCAUGUUUUAAUGGAACUGGAACAUGGACUAGCAUCUCCAGAUUUGGAAGACAUUAGUAACGUUGUACCAAGAACAUGCACUGAGAAACCAAUGGCCGGUAGCGACUUUAAUCGCGUAGAACGAGAACUUAUUCAUCAAAUACGUCCAAUACAAGGAAUGCGUACAACGGAUUUAAGGCACACACAAGGUUGGUCUACAGCAUCUUUGGAUGAGUCAGAUAAUGAAGAUGAGUUUUUACCAAUGCAAUUACCGGGAUCUUCUUCGAUGAGCGAUUCUAUUAUAAGCAAUAAUACUAGCAUGGAUGAAAGUAUAUCCGCCAGUAGUAUUAACUUGAAAUCUUCGAUUACAAAUAUAACGAAACAGCGCAAACACAGACAUAGCGUGGACAAUGGUUCCUCUGCCGAUACGUUUCAUUUUCGCGUGAGAGUGUCUUCUAUAGCUGUGAUCUUGUUACACGAAGAUAUAUUGACGACAUGUGUGGAUGGUGGUGGUUUAACAUGCUCCAGUAUACAGCAAAUGAAAAAUUCAGCAGAUGAAUUUUUUAAGCAAUUGGGAUUGUUUGCAGUUGGCGGAUAUGGAAAUAAAGAUUUUGACAAGGCGUCUAAAUUGCUUUUAGAUGCUUGCCACUUGAGUCACAUUAGGUUGCUUGCUGCACCUUUAGUGAUGGAAGGGAGGGAAAAGACUAUUACAUUGUCUUCAGUAAUAUCUGGAACGUUGACUUUAGCCAGCUUAGAAAUUGUAGAAUGUUUAAUCGAUUCGAACAGUUCCAAUGUGAAUGGAACACCGCCAGUGGAAUUUGUAGAACUGCUUGCUUUCGUAAAGAAGAAUUCGACGAAACACGGUAUUAGUAAUAAAACAAAUUUUAAAAUGAAAUUUAAGUAUGUGGAAGACGCUCAUAGUGCUCGGCAUGCCCAAUUAAUGAAAUCCACGCAUCCUUGUACAGAAAUCGACAUUGAAUUGGGGCCAUGCAACAGCGAAGUGGAUAUAACUAUUGUAGAUAGGAUAUGUGCUUUACUUAAUCCACAGCCAAUAUGCGUUUGUAAUGCAGCCUCGAAAAACAAGAAUACCACUCAACAAACGUUAUUUUACCAAGCUGUAGAACAUUCAACUUUAUCAAACUUUGCAGCUGCUAUAAAUGUGUCUGCAACACAGUGUGCAAUAAAACUAAGGUUUCCAAUACCAGAUUUAAGACCACUGCACGACAUGAAUCGGGCGCCAUGGUGGAAACGAUCAGUAAGAAUGGAUUACAUGGUUUUGAAACUGAAAGAUGCGCAAAUAAUUUGCACCAUGAAGAAUCAUCCUCAGUCUGUGGUGAAGUACGAGGUUCAAUUCCAAAAGAUGCUUCUUUCGUACGCGGAAACGGAGAUGGACAAUCCAAUAAAUAUAGGCAAAGUUACAACUGACGACAAAGACAAUGGAUCCUGUGAUCAAGUCAACGAAGGCUUCGACUGGGCCAGAGUGGUUGUUACGAUAUAUCCGCAACGCUUGAGCAGCCAACUAGAGGACAGUUCCGAUGGUGAAACGGAUUCCAGCCUGGACGAAACUUUAAAGAAGACUCCUAAGCACCAACCAUCGCCAUUCAGUUCCAAACGGGUGAUUCAUGAAUCCGAUACACCCCAUUCUAGACCCCAUGGACAGGGCGACAGAGACGAUACAGAACAAAGAGAAGGGGAGGAGUUAAUCAUACCAGGUAGUCGUGAAGAAAUGCUAGAAUUUAUGGAUGAAGGCAUUCGAGGUUCUAGGAUUCAAGUGGAGAUCAACUUUCCAUGUGUUUCUGUUCAGAUACCAUCUAAGCAUCUUUAUGAAUUGUUGUUUAAUAGGUUAAAUACUGACCUGUUUUUAUGGGAACCAUCAGCACCGAGGCCGAAGUAUGGUACACAUAUGGAGAGUUAUAUUGGACUUAAUUUGGCAUCCACCCUGUUGCAGGAGUCAGCUUAUCCCAGAUUCAGCACGUGUAAAAGUGGUAUUCAAUACAAUUCCGACACUGAGUCGGACUCGGACGGCAUAUUUCAAUCUGCAGCCGAUAAAAGUUACAGACAACAUCAGAAUAAGUCGUCAAGAAACGGUCAGAGUAACUUAGCACUAAUUUUGAGUAUAGAUCAAGGUCUCCUCUGUAUGUUUACCCCGGUUCGCGAUUCGUUGCGCAAUGUAAUACCCGGGCAACAGGGGGAAUUGAUAAUAAGGGUGGAAGAUGCGACGAUAUUUUCAGUACCUACCUACAAAGGGAAUUCAAAUUUGGGUUACGUGUGUGCCAUGAUAAAAGAAGUGUCUUUGGAUCAUUACGGAUUAAUGACCACUCCAUCGGAACCACCUCCACUGAGACCCAUUAGCAGCGUCACACCGCGACAUUGUCAGAAGGUUAUAUAUAAAACUGUGCCAGGCGCGAAUGUAACAGAAACAAGCAAUAAUGAUAAAGAUAUGGUGAUGCUCGCUAUUCGGAUACAAACGGCUCAUCAGACUCAUCGUAUAAAAACAUUCAGAGUGGCAGUAGGCAUAUCGAAUGCAACACUCAGGCAUAGAGUGUGCACUAGUGCUACGUCAUGGUUCUCGCAGCUGAAAGAUUGCUUGGAUGUAGCUGAUCAUCCGGUCGCUGGAUAUUGUCCUCCCGGGAUAUUAACGGAGCUGCAUUUGCAUCUUUGGAAUUGUGCAAUCGAUUAUAGGCCAUUAUAUUUGCCACUCAGAGCAAUGGUGACCCUCGGCAAUUUCAGCGUCUCUAGUAACAUAGCCGGACAGACGAACACCUCGACGUUACGCUUUAUAGCGGAGGAUAUUGCUUUAUUUAUCUCCAACAAAUUAGGGAAAACGAUCGACAUAAAGCGGGAUUAUGUGUGCGUUAUGGAUGUAGGCCUGUUCGAGCUGUCUUUGAGAUUAAAUGAUAAAAUGUGCGGCGGAGGGCCCAGAAUAGAUCUGAGAGCUAGCAAUAAUGUUCUCCAUAUUCGAACGUGUUCGGAUUCCGGUCGUGCUCUUAUUCAACUGUUGAAAUACUUUGCCAGUGAUGGGGACUUAGCAUCGAAUACAGAAAGCAUGGAGAGUAUCACGAUACCAAGUUCUGGAGACGAGGAGAGUCUUCUUGGGGACGAAAGUAUAAAUAUGUUAACUAAGAGUCAAGAAGAACGUAUAAAUAGUUUAAUGGAGGAAGCGAUGGAGGAGACCGUGAAAGGAAAGGAUAUAAAUGUGGACGAUAACACGAUGGUAGCCGAAAAUCGUGUAGAGGUGUUCUUUUUUCCCGACGAACCCCACGCAACGUCGCAAAUAGUACCUGAAAUGUGUAAAGGCCCCGAGCAAUGUGCCAAGCCGGAAUGUAAUAUGGAGGCUGAUGACUCUAACGAGGAUUUUUGUAUAUUAGGAGAAGAGGCUGGCACAGGAAUCAUGCCUAGGCACGGCGUGCCGGAAGUUCGGUGGCUGUGUUUAGAAUCUCUAAGAAUAAUAGACAACCACUUUUCGGUUCCGCUCGGUAAAACGGAUUUACUGAAAGCGCCUAGGCAUUUUCCUGUUCCCAUUUUAAGGUAUACCCUCUGUGAAAUGACGCUGGUUUGGCACAUGUACGGAGGAAAGGAUUUCGAUACCUCGCCACCGAUCAAAAAACAAGUUACUAUUAAUGAUAAUAUAAUUCGCCCGAACACAGCGACUCAAGAACGAUCUCCUUGGUGCGACGGUGUCACUUUCAAUAAAUCCAAUCCUAACGAGGUACAUUUCGGUAGCGUGCCAAAUUCGCCGCGAGGAAAGGUUAAAGAAGUUACAGAAUGGCAAGCAGUAGGAGGCCCGGGUCGGCAGCACGAUGUCCUAAUGGAACUCCAGUUGAAUAAAGUGCGCUUUCAACACGAGGUCUAUCCGGACAAUACUGUUGAAGCGGCCAGACAAAUAUUGCUAAUAAGUGAUAUUGAAAUUCGGGACAGGCUAGCAUCUUCGCAGAUCAACAAAUUCUUAUACCAAUAUAGUAGCGAAUCGAAACCCAAACAGUCCCAUGCGAACAUGUUUGCUAUGAAAGCGGUCCACGUCAGGCCGGACCCAAGAUUAAGUGCUCAAGAAUGUUGUUUAAAGCUCAGCCUACUGCCAUUGCGUCUAAACAUAGACCAAGACAGCCUAUUGUUCUUGAUAGAGUUCUUCAACGAAUUGAGCGGUGAAUCAAAGCAGACAACCGAGAAUUCUAAUGCAUCUAGCAAUCCUCAAACUCCUCCGGUGUCCAAGCAAGGGUCGCUAACCCACCACCCACCGGUCAUGAGCGUGAACGACACUGCGCCUAAUGCUCCAUCACCAACGAAUACGUCGGAAAAUGAUACUCUAAAUCCGAAUCUGUUGAUAUUGCUGGAAGACGAGCUGAUGAUCAAAGAGAAGAAGACGAAAGCGAAAGCAACGCAAGAAGUUCACGAAGAUUGUCAACCGAUAUAUUUUAGGAGUGUAAUAUUUUCCCCCGAAGUCCUUGUUAGAUUAGAUUAUCAUGGGAAGCGUGUAGAUCUCACUCACGGAUCAUUAGCGGGCCUCCUAAUGGGACUGGCACAGUUGAACUGUUCUGAAUUAAGACUGAAAAGAUUGACACAUCGACAUGGACUUCUGGGAUUCGAUAAACUCAUCACAUUUUUACUCUCCGAGUGGUUGCAGGAUAUUAAAAAGAAUCAACUCCCAAGUUUGCUUGGCGGUGUAGGUCCUAUACACUCGCUGGUACAAUUAUUUCAAGGGAUAAGAGAUCUCUUUUGGUUGCCCAUUGAACAGUACCAGAAAGAUGGAAGAAUCAUUAGGGGCCUGCAACGGGGUGCAAACAGUUUCACCACGUCCACGACAAUGGCAGCAUUAGAAUUAACUUCUAGAUUAAUACACGCUAUACAAAGCACCGCUGAAACAGCUUACGACAUGGUCAGUCCUGGGCCCAGUGUUAGACGAAAACCGAAAGGGCAGAAAGGACGUCGGAAGAGAUAUAGUCAACCGUUGGACAUUCGAGAAGGAAUGAAUAACGCCUAUAUGCUAGUGAAAGAGGGUUUGGGAGAAACAGCAAAUCAGUUAGUCCGUGUAGCCAGCGAAGAACACGAACAGAAGGGUGUUUCUGGCGCCGUUGGCGGUGUUCUACGGCAAAUACCAUCGACGGUCGUGAAGCCGAUUAUUUUGGCCACCGAAGCCACUAGUAACGUUUUAGGUGGUAUGCAGUCGCAACUGGUACCUGACGCGAGAUGGGAAGCGGCUCAGAAAUGGCGGCAAGAUUCGAACGAGGAGAAUUGAUGUUUGCCGGUCUGCGCCAAGUGCCCGGGCAGUUGUUUUUCAUGACCUCUGUAAUAUAUUGAAUCCAUGACGUGAAAUCACAAGGAAACGCGAGUGUGAAUCCGCGAAACAAGAAACAUACAAUACGGGAAAGUCAAUUGACAUGAUGACACGCGAAUAAAAUGAACCUUAGACCUAAACGCAUAAAUUUUAUUAAGAGAUUUUUGCAAGAUUAUGCAAAUAAGCAAUGCAAGAUUCGUGUAACUAUCUUUCAGUUCCAUUAAUAUUUUUGUUUUAUAUUAUACAUAUAAUAUAUUACGAAGAGAUCAACUCGAUUUGUUAUAUAUAGUUUAUGAAUAAAACUAUAUAUUAUCGUGAAAUGUUAUUCUCGCAGCUUGUAUGUAUAUUUGUUCCGACGAUGCGUAUGUUUUAUACCAGUGAUAUGUAUCUGAAGACUUUUAUUAAUAAAAUUAUAACGCUUAU